Terrapene triunguis (Three-toed box turtle) is the source of this 1979-nucleotide messenger RNA. Its product is annotated as AFG3-like protein 1. Lineage: Eukaryota; Metazoa; Chordata; Testudines; Emydidae. The record is from RefSeq and is a predicted model, not a curated record. The transcript is spliced from 5 exons. The coding region runs from base 1 to 615 and encodes 204 amino acids.
AUGGCUCAUCGGCUCGCGUCGGGGACUCUGGUGCCGCCCCUCGCUGCCCUAUGGCGAGGGGGCUGCCGGACGCACACACCGGCUGGACUCAGGGACCUGGCACCGAUCCGGCAGUGGCUCAAGGGGAUCCGCACUCCGCAGCAGGGCUAUCCAGGGAGCAUAGCAUCCGCUUGGCAAUGGCUCUGCUCAAAACCACCCAAAGGCUUUGAGAAGUAUUUUAAGAAGAAUGGAAAAAGUCCCGGCCCAGCAGAGGAUGCUCACCUGACUAAAGGCCUCCCUGAUCCAAAAGAUCUCGGUCACGGGGGAAAUGGCGGAGGAGGUGGUGGCAAGAGAGGAGGGAAGAAGGAGGAUUCUGGGUGGUGGAGGCGCGUGUGGAAGGGAGAGUUCCCCUGGGAUGACAAGAACUUCUGCUACCUGGUUGUCAUGGGGGCAGGCGCUGCCGUGGGAUUCCUCUAUUUUUUUUGGCAAGAUCCUGGCAGAGAAAUCAACUGGAAGCAUUUUGUCCAUUACUACUUGGCUAGAGGAUUGGUGAGGAAAUGUCGUCUGUGUCUGUGUGUGAGAGAAUGGCUCUCUCCUGGCUCAUUGUGCACGUUUUCCCCAUUUGUCCACUUGUGACUAGCAUGGCGCUUGGGUUACCAAGUUGCCUCUGAAUCCUGCUGACUCCGGGCUGGGGGAGACCACCCCCAGAGGGCCUCUGGAAAGCAGGGACUAUUCGGGCACCAUUCGGAGGCUGGAGUCAGGGGGCAGCUUCUGUUUUGAUCAGGGAGAGCCCCGUUAUCAGAGCAUGGGCACCCCCAUUCCUCACUCCCUGCCAAUUGUUCCCAGAGGACUGGGUGUUACACGUCAACUGAUCCUGUGCGAGGGCUCCCACACGAGCCCUGGGCUGCCCUUUACCUCUAGCUUCACAGCAGAAGCAUGUGACUUGCAAGGCCUUGUGUGCCUUGUGCCAACUGCCUCGAAAUCCUGGGCAAGGUCCCUGGGUUCUGCAGCCUCUGGUGGAAGUUCUGCAGAAGCUUCAUAUCCCCGGAGGGGAGGGAGGUAUUGAGUUAAUAAUGAAGUCCCUGCCAGAGCCUCUGUUGUUUUAUUCUGACUUUGUUUAUUUUAUGCUGUCUCCAAAAUUUCAGUUUUCAGUGUGGCACAAGUUGCCAUCCUUAGGUUUCAGAGUUAACACCCCAUUAAUAACGGGGUGGUUUGUACUUCCGAGUCGUUGUUUUAGGCUUUCUGCAGACUCAGGCAGGCAUCUCUAUGUCCAUUUAUGCUUGGUUCAUGUUGUCCAGCGUUUCACCACAACUAUGAGGUCUAGAAGAGUGUCAGUGUCUCUGUGUGUCUGUCUAAGGAAGCAGAGAUUCUGGAGCUCACUUCUCCCAUCCGUUCUUACCAGGGGAGCCCCAGAGCACUUGUGGCCGCCAGUGCUCCGGGCUGGCCACAGAAUACAUCGGGAUAAUGGGGGCGUCUGGGUUGCUGUAGGAGCCUACCUUAAAGUUAGCGUAUUAUGUGAACCAGCGUCCCCCUGACUGUUCCCUGGAGACUGGCUCUGUGCCCUGCUGUCUCGGGCCCCAGUAAUUAUGGGAAGCCCUAGGUGGGGCUGUCUGCGGGUAUCUCUCAGCAAGGCAGCCCAUGGAGACUUCCCCAGACCUGUGUCCUGGUGCUGCUCUGCUGUUUGGCUGGGACCCCCUAGCCACGCCUGUGUAACUGCCCUUGCUGCCCGCUCCACGGGCUGCUGAUGCCGUUCCGCGUGCCGUUUGGCUGGUCCCUGCUGAGGUGCUAUUGGGAUUGCUGCUGGAUGGACACAGCUCAGUGUAUGUCAUGGCUGGUGGGAUGAGGACGGCCUGAGCCUAUUACAGGGACUCCGCCAUCCGUGUAGCGUAGACCCCACUCCUUUCUAGUGUGGUUGGUUUAAAAGGACUGUAGCCUCUGGCUCCCAGCUACCCCAUGGUGUCUGGUAAAUACUCCCAGUAGAGCAGCUAGGGCUGGGCUGC